Phacochoerus africanus (Common warthog) is the source of this 914-nucleotide messenger RNA. RefSeq names its product CGG triplet repeat binding protein 1 (gene CGGBP1). Gene Ontology annotation, biological process: regulation of transcription by RNA polymerase II. Bases 349 to 852 code for a protein of 167 amino acids. Gene Ontology annotation, molecular function: double-stranded DNA binding. Gene Ontology annotation, cellular component: nucleus. The record is from RefSeq and is a predicted model, not a curated record. The transcript is spliced from 3 exons. NCBI's taxonomy places the organism in Eukaryota, Metazoa, Chordata, Mammalia, Artiodactyla, Suidae.
CGGCGACGGCGGCGGCGACGACUGGUCCUCUUCCUCCCUCACCCAAUUGCUCCUCCUUUUUUUCCUCCUCCUUUCCUUUCCGGCCGAGUAUCGUCCACUUCCCCUAGCGGCCGCCCUGAUCCUACGUAAAGGCAUGACUUCACGGCACCUCAGGGAAGAUAGGGUGCAAGCCCAGAAACUAUUUCCUCACCACCACUUGUUGAAAAACUGAUUUGAAGGCAUCUCUGGAUUUGAACAAACGGAAAGUGCCAGGAUUUUAUGCGUCUUUGGUUUUGCGCUAAAGACCCAUCACUACUAGGCAUCAAGACGGAAAAAACUGGAAACUAAUCCGAACCUAAUUCAGUCAGAAUGGAAAGAUUUGUAGUGACAGCACCACCUGCUAGAAACCGGUCUAAGACUGCUUUGUAUGUGACUCCCCUGGAUCGAGUCACUGAGUUUGGAGGUGAGCUGCAUGAAGAUGGAGGAAAACUCUUCUGCACUUCUUGCAAUGUGGUUCUGAAUCAUGUUCGCAAGUCUGCCAUUAGUGACCACCUCAAGUCAAAGACUCACACAAAGAGAAAGGCAGAAUUUGAAGAGCAGAAUGUGAGAAAGAAGCAGAGGCCUCUAACUGCAUCCCUUCAGUGCAACAGUACUGCGCAAACAGAGAAAGUCAGUGUUAUCCAGGACUUUGUGAAAAUGUGCCUGGAAGCUAACAUCCCACUUGAGAAGGCUGAUCACCCAGCAGUCCGUGCUUUCCUGUCUCGCCAUGUGAAGAAUGGAGGCUCCAUACCCAAGUCAGACCAGCUGAGGAGAGCAUAUCUGCCUGAUGGAUACGAGAAUGAGAAUCAACUCCUUAACUCACAAGAUUGUUGACAAGGAGGUUACCACCAUUGUGAUCAAGAUAAAUAAUGUGGAGUAUUAAAGUUAUGUGUUGA